AUGAAUCCCUACACGACGGACCCAAAUGAAAUCCCCCCUUCUGAUCUAUAUGCGGACCUGCCGCUUUACGGUCGGUACCGUCCUAAACCAGAUGACUUCCAUAUCGAUAUCCGACAUGUCAACUCUGAAUCCACAGACUCAUUGAAAUACUGGGCUUCAGUGGUUGACCUUUGCAACGAAUCCGUCAGAAUAUAUCCGGCUGAUGAGGGCGGUCGGGACGUCUUCGCCGUUGGCAGCGUCAUCAUCAAGUCGGGCCAUCUCCAUCCGCAGGGGAUCGCCCAUUUCACGGAUAUCCGCUACUCGUAUGCCGAUGAAAAUGAAGUCCAGGCUGUGAUUCUCGCAAGGAAAGCUUUGAAAAAUGUCAAAGUGCCCGAGAUAUACUUUGCUGGCAAGGUUUAUGGUCGCCAAGUGUUGGUCCAGGAACGGCUCCCAGGCGUUGCAUUAGCGGUAGCAUGGCCCUACCUCUCCCAACGCCAAAUGGAUUCCUUUAAACAGCAAGCACAGGAGAUACUUCGACAACUGCACUCUAUCAAGCCUUCCGAUGGACGUCAGGUUCGUUCCCAUGUCGUGCCUGAUCCCAAAGUCCGCUCCAAUGGUCGUAUACAACCAUUGGAAGGCGAUAUCCUCUUCUCAGAGACCAAUACCGAUUCAGACAUGAGCUUCAUGCAUAACGAUUUUACAGAUUCCAACUGUAUAGUUGACGAUGACAAGAUCGUUGGGCUCAUUGAUUGGGAAAUGGCUGGCUUCUUUGGCUGGAAGACGGCAGGGAAAGUCCAUCGUAUGGUAAGGCCACAUGAUAAUUCUUUCUGGAAGGAUCUGUAUGAGCAGGGUAUGCCUUAA
Molecule: messenger RNA, 840 nt
Organism: Penicillium salamii
Lineage: Eukaryota; Fungi; Ascomycota; Eurotiomycetes; Eurotiales; Aspergillaceae
Source: the annotation of a GenBank genome assembly